GCUGUUGGUGCUGUCCAGUUGGAGGAAACAAGGAUUGUGCUGCUCGGUCUUCCUGGAGAAGGGAAGAGUUCAUCAGGAAACACCAUCGUGGGAGAGGAACUGUUUAAGUCAGACUUGGACUUUAAUGCAGUCAGUACGGAGACUGUUUCAAAGUCAGCAGAGGUUGAGGGACGCUGGGUCACGGUGGUCGACACUCCAGGAUUCAGUGAUGAAGUUCUGUCUCCUGAAGAGCUGUACAACGAGAUUAUGAAGUCGCUAAUCUACGCCAGUCCAGGACCACAUGCCUUUGUUAUUGUGGUGAAGAUUGGCAGGAUGUCCAAAACCAACGUUGCCCUACUUGAGAUGCUACCGGAACUAUUUGGCGAUGAGGCCCAGAAGUACACCAUGCUGGUGUUCACUCAUGGAGACGAGUUGGGAGGUCAGUCCAUGGAUCAGAAGAUCCAGUCCAGCAGCUGUGUGUCAGCCCUGGUCUCCAUGUGUGCUGGGGGAUACUGUGUGUUUGACAACAAAGAAAGAAAAAGCCAAAGGCAAGUUCGCGACUUCAUGAAAAAAAUCAACGAGAUAGUGUCAGCCAACGAAGGAAAGCACUGCACAUCCGACAUGUUCAAGAUGGCCGAAACGUUCAUAAAGGAAGCUGUGAGAACCGGGACAGCUGGAAGCGACCAGGAACAGAGAGAAGCUGCACAGAGACGAAUGCAGCUUUUUGUUUCCCGGCGCUGGUGGAGGAUCUGCUGCUGUUUCACGUCAUGCUGUUGCUCAGCCAGUGGGUCAGAAGAUGAACAUGAGGCUCUUUUAACGGUCACAACAGAUUACAGGUCAUGUGAGAGACCGGUACAGAUUACAGGUCUGUCCACGUAGAAUCAUAACUGUAAAUAUAUAUUUUGACACUUAAAGUCCAGACACGACUAUAACAAUGAUAGUGGCCAACGCUGUCGUUGGGAUUGACUUUCAGAGCAAUUCAAUGAACGAUAAAAAGGAAGAGAAAGAAAAUAAGAAACAGAACAGCAGCUUUAGGUGUUUGUUUUUGUUGCAACAUUCCAUUACACUGCAUGAUAAAUGUCUCUAUAAAUAUUUUUUAUAAUGGUUAAAUCCACAGUGACUGAUGGACAUGCAGAGGACAUAAUGGAAACUGGACCAUUUAAUCUACAUAUUUUUAUACUUUAAUAUUUGGACCAAACCUUUAGAGUUUCAAGGAGCUGAGCUCAUAAAAU
This is a messenger RNA of Etheostoma spectabile (orangethroat darter), 1211 nucleotides long. Its product is annotated as GTPase IMAP family member 1. NCBI's taxonomy places the organism in Eukaryota, Metazoa, Chordata, Actinopteri, Perciformes, Percidae. Gene Ontology annotation, molecular function: GTP binding. The record is from RefSeq and is a predicted model, not a curated record.